This is a messenger RNA of Rhincodon typus (whale shark), 2468 nucleotides long. RefSeq lists its product as uncharacterized. Lineage: Eukaryota; Metazoa; Chordata; Chondrichthyes; Orectolobiformes; Rhincodontidae. The record is from RefSeq and is a predicted model, not a curated record. The coding region runs from base 66 to 554 and encodes 162 amino acids. The transcript has 2 exons.
ACAGGACGUAGGCAAGUCACAUCAAUUAGCCUUUUCAAUGAUUUGCUGUUUGAUCCCUUUGUUGUAUGGUUGUUGCUAGGAGACCUGUUGAGUCCCUCCUCUGUGACGUCAAGGCUGCUCUGGAUGGAAGGGGAAGCGAGCAGCCUCUGAUUCUGGAACGCAGACCAAGGUGCAUCAUUCAAACCAGGAGAAAAACCACGCGAAGUGUUGAAGGAAACAGACACUCGGGUACCUCUGGUAACUCUUUUGCUGAACAAGAAAUGAUGCUGUAUUUGGCUCUAUUUCUCUUCCUGCCCUUCGCCACAGCCGCUCCUGCAGCCUUGGUAAGUGAAGGGGCAGCACGGAGUAAAGAUUUUUCUGAUGAACACGGAGAAGACGACAGGAUAGAAAUAGAUAUAGGGAAGGAGGGCAUCAUUUCCAUUGAGAGGGCACCUCUAGUUGGUUAUCAGCCUUGUUGGAAUCGUUUGCUACCUCAAGUCUACCACCUUGAAUGCAACACAAGUGGUCAUUUUUCAGUUAAAUCUGAACUGUUGACAACAAAAUUCAUUUCAUGACCUCGCAGUAGCUGCCCCAGUGUCACAGCAGUUUCCUCAUGACAUCAUAAAGGAGCUGGGCUGUCCUACCACCACUAUCAGCUACUGUUCCCCUUCAAUAUUUUAAUCUUAGUGAGGGCGAAUGAAGACCAAUGUUACAUGACUAGUAGAAUACCUGACCCAAUGAUUUUAGAAGUUUACUUACUGUCACAAACUUUAAGUUACUGAAAAGGUGCUCAGUGGAUUAGACAAAAGUGCUGAUUCAAUUUUCAAGUGAUGUAAUAAACAUCUUGUGUGAGUUGGCUAGGGACAAAACAGAGAAUAGUGCUGAACAGCUGGUUAUUAAAUUGGAAGAAACUACAGUGAUGUCUCCAGGGGGUUUGGAAGUAGAACCACAACCCAUUUUAUAUGCAUGGUCUGAAAAUGUGUAUACAGGGCAUAAUUUUAAAGUAUCCAGACGACACAAAACUUGGAAUGUAGAAAUGAUAAACUGGAGAUUUAUGGAAUGAUUUUAGGGUUGUCAGACUUCAGUUAAUUAGAGAGAUGAGAGAAUUUGGGUUUGUAUCCAUGCAGCAAGAACAAUAAAGUAAGAUUUAAUAUAAAAGUUCACACUGUGAAAGGUUUUGAUAAAAGUAAACUAGGAGAAGCUAUUCCCAAUGACAGGUGAGGAGGUCAGCACAGAUUAAGGUAACUGUCAAAAUAGCCAGAGAGGAGAUGAGAUUUUUUUAAAUGCAAUGAAUUAUGAUGAUCUGGGUUGUGGUGCCUGAAAGGGUGAUGGAAGGAGAUUGGAUAGCAAUAGUCAAAAAGAAUUAGAUAAGUAUUUAUGGACAAAUUUGGAGUGCUAAAAGGUAAGAGCGAUAGAGUAGGACAAUUGGAUAUUGUUUUCAUUGAUGUUGCAUUGACAUAUAUGAUGGCCAAAUUGCUUCUUCCUGUACUGUAUGAUUCUAUGAAGUUGGAGUAGUUUGCAUUAGCCAUCUGAAAUCUGAGAUAUAAUUACAAUGUGGUUUAAGUUUGGUUUCAUUGAGACACCUUGUAAGACAUACCCGAAGCACUUUUCAUCAACUGGUAGUCCAUUUAAAAAAUUGUAAGUUGCCGUGGCGUUAUCACAUAUGCAUGAUGUGUUCACCUACCUACCUGAACGUAAAUCCCAAAUUUGUCAGUAUUAGUGAGUAAUGUCAGAUCAAAGUUAUUAAAUGAAUUCCUAUAACUACUUUGACAUUUAUGGGGGAUUUCAUCAUUGAAGCUAAAUACUGAAAUCAUAAUCCUGUUCCUUUACAUGUGGGGCAACUCAUUCCUCUCUUCAAACAGAUUCUGAAGAAGAGAUAUAAAAUUUUAGACAUUUUAGUUCUCUUGUAUAACUGUAGUUUAGUAAUUUCACCGCUAAAAUUGCAGUGGUUCAAGAAGAUAGCUCACCACCAUCUUCAGAAGGGCAAUUAGGGACGGGCAAUAAGUGCUGGUAUAGCCAGUAAAGCUCACAUCCCCUGACUGGAUUAAAAAAAAAGGUAAUGUUUAGCCUGAGACUUGGGGUUGACUCCAUUUUUUUGUGUGUAUCACUUUAUAGUGAAGACUUCUGGUUUCACUUUCCUGGAUCACAUAACAGUAGAUAGCUCUGUUUAAAAUGUUAUAGUCUUGAGGAUACAGAACGUGAAAUGAAAUACCAGCCAAAAAUUGUUUUUUAUCGAUUUUCAUUCUCCUGUGUUAGUGCACAGACAGUUGUGACAAGACAUUGUGUGUGAGGCAAUUGAAUGCAACAGAGAGCCUCCACGCCUCUUGGUCCCAACCUUAUUUAUGUUGCUACGGGAAGACGUUGAGCACAGACUUUCUCAAAGGGAAAUCACAAACACUACUACAAUACUAAUACCAGACUGGGUGAUCAUGAGUAGCUUGUCUACAUGUCUGUUCAUUGUGUGGUCCUCAAAGCUAUCCAAAAUAUAA